CGAACGUUCAGAAGACGCAACUGCAGGUUCCGUUGAGCGUUCUAUCUAAGAAUUGACAAGGUGGGAAGUUAAUGGCGAUUAGGACGCAUGACAUGUGAUAGCAUGUUAUUAUUGUUCGAGCACAUGGCCAAGACACUGCCAGCUAUCAUUUCAGCUGAUUCACCAAUGGAGCUGGAAGCACCGCGGACAUGUAAUGCAGGAUAAAAACACACUCAGGUUGGAGUUGGAAUUCAUACAGACACUUUGUUGAAUCCUACCUCUUCCUUCGCCAUCUCUGUACCACUAGCAAGUACUUACUAUAGAUUACCGCUAUGCGUCUUAUCAUUCGCGACGACCCUGCAGCUGUCGGCGACUAUGUCGCCAAUUACAUUGCCAAACGCAUUAAUGACUUUGCACCGACCGCUAGCAAACCUUUCGUGCUCGGUCUCCCAACUGGCUCAUCUCCUAUUCCGACUUACAAAGCCCUCAUCAAUAAAGUCAAGGAGGGCAGUUUAUCCUUCAAGCACGUCAUCACUUUCAACAUGGACGAGUAUGUCGGCAUUCCUCGUGACCACCCAGAAUCCUACCACACAUUCAUGUUCCGCGAGUUUUUCUCCCAUAUCGAUAUCCCCCCCUCCCAAGUCAAUUUACUGGAUGGGAACGCCGAAGACUUGGUCGCGGAAUGCAACGCAUACGAAUCCCGCAUCAAGCAGUGUGGUGGUAUCGAGCUCUUCCUGGGUGGUAUCGGCGAGGAUGGUCAUAUCGCAUUCAACGAGCCUGGCUCGUCCCUCGCGUCCCGGACCCGCAUCAAGACACUCGCUUACGACACCAUCCUCGCCAACGCCCGCUUCUUUAACAAUAAUGUUGCUGCUGUCCCUCGUAUGGCCCUUACAGUCGGGGUUGCUACAGUACUUGAAGCAAGGGAAGUCGUGGUUGUAGUCACGGGUCAGAGGAAGAGCUUGGCUCUCAGCAAGGCUAUCGAGGAUGGCGUAAAUCACCUUUGGACUCUCUCGGCGCUGCAGCUCCACCCUUGGGCGUUGAUUGUAGUCGAUGAAGAUGCGACAGCCGAAUUGCAUGUCAAAACAGUGAAAUAUUUCAAGUCAAUUGAACGCGUGCAAGACGAGGUAGAGCAGCGGCAGGCAGAGCUGAAGGCGAGAGGUCGAACAGAGCAUCAGGGGCAAGUUGGUAGUAUGGAGUGAUGUUGUCUGUCGACACUAUGAGCUACAUAAUGAUGAUCAAGCAGAACAGACAAGUUGUUCGGCAAGCGAGUUCAAUAGGUCCUUAUUCCUGGAGUUGACCAUUCUCCCAUCCUUCACAACUUGCAUUUUACUAGUGGUGAGCACAAAGUGUGCUGUACUAUUAGGGGAGCUCACAGUAGGUCGCUUUCGCUUUCACGUUCAUGUUCACUUUCAUAAUAAAUUGUUAUUUUCACAUAUGCAGCCAAAUAAAUAGAAACUAAAUUGAAUAUACUAUUUCUGGUG
This is a messenger RNA of Suillus fuscotomentosus, 1460 nucleotides long. RefSeq lists its product as uncharacterized. NCBI's taxonomy places the organism in Eukaryota, Fungi, Basidiomycota, Agaricomycetes, Boletales, Suillaceae. The coding region runs from base 312 to 1178 and encodes 288 amino acids. The record is from RefSeq and is a predicted model, not a curated record. Gene Ontology annotation, cellular component: cytoplasm. Gene Ontology annotation, biological process: N-acetylglucosamine catabolic process; carbohydrate metabolic process; D-glucosamine catabolic process. Gene Ontology annotation, molecular function: glucosamine-6-phosphate deaminase activity; identical protein binding. The transcript has 9 exons.